UGUUUUUUUUUGUAUUUUUAAUCUUAAACGUGAAUUUCUCCUUAAAAGAGUUUUGGGUACUAUAGUCGAGCAUCUUAUGCAUUUUAUAAAAAUUUAAAUCCUUCCAAGAUUUAAUAAAAAAGUUGUUGAUGACUUUCUCUUGACGGAAUAAUAAAGAAAAUUUUAAAAUGUUUAGGAUAUUACUAAGCGGGGGAAGGGGGGGGAGGACAGAUAUAGGUAGGUUGUUGUUAUAGUAUAAAUAACUCCCUUACCUUGCUGUCUCAAGGUAAAGGAAUUACCAUAACAAUGAAUUGGACUUUAUUUAUUUUCCAGUCAGUAAAUACAUAUACAUUUAAUUAAUUAAUUAUUAAAUAAAAAUACUACUAAUUUAAGCAAAAAUUUUAAAUUAAAAAUAUAUAUCAUAAAAUGAGUUGCUCAGCAGACCCUUUCCAUCUUCCUUCUAAUUCUACAAUGAUACAAACACAAUCAUUGGAUCCAACACCUUCUAAUUAUUAUCAAAAUAUUCAGCAUUCACAAACAUUCCAACAAAGAAUUAUUGGGAAUGGGGGUGGGGGAAUGCAUAAUCAACAACAGCCUUCAACAGCUUCUUCCCAUCAAUUUAUUCAACCAAAUUAUGAAGCUCCCAAUCAUUUACACGGUCUUUCCUCGAUGACAGUUUGUCCCAUGGAUCAGCAACAGAAUCAAUUAUUCUCUUCCGAUCCCUCAGUUCACCAUCAACAUCAUCAUUGGUUAUCAAUUAACAAUUCUCCUUCAGUACUUCCUUCGCCUUCCACAGUAAUUGGAGGAACAAAUGACGGAGGAUUUCCUUCACAUUUAGUUGAUUUUUAUGGAAAUCCUAAUUUAAAUAAUCACCAAAUAAUCCCUUUAAAAGAAGAACAACAACCAACAAACGAAAUUCAAAAUACUUCAACAUUUUCAAUGUCCUCCUCUAAUAAUAACCCUCCCCCUCCUUCCUCCUCAAAUAAUUCUUUUAUUGUAAAUACACCCUCUACAAUACCUAAACAAGUUAAAAAACGUGGUCCUAGAGGUAAAAGGAAUCAACAAUUAAAACACAAUAACAUAACAAAAUCCACCACCACCACAACAAAUAAUUACAAUGAAAACCACCAAUCAAAACAACUUCCCCCAAUAGAGCAAUAUAAAUGGAUGCAAGUAAAAAGAAAUAAUAACGGGAAUAUUAACGGAAAUAAUAAGCCCUCAACAACAACAACAAUAGCCACUUCCUCCUUCAUUCAAGGAACUGUGGCAGCAUUAAAUGGACAUUCAAUAAUUAAUAAAGAGGCGAUUAAUAAUAAUAAUUUAAUAAAUAACUCUUUAACAAAUUCAACUUCUUUAAUAUCGUCAAUAUCUCCAUUGGGGGCACAGGAGAAUGUAACUAAUCGAACAAACUUUACUUAUCAUCAAUUAACUGAAUUGGAAAAGGAAUUUCAUACAAACAAAUAUCUAAACAAAAGUAGAAGAGCAGAAAUUGCCGCAAUGUUGCAGCUACACGAAUCCCAAAUUAAAAUUUGGUUUCAAAAUAGGAGAAUGAAGAUGAAAAAACAACAAAAAGAAACAGCCUUUCUACGUUCAACAAAUUGGAAUACUUCAACAACAAAUCCACUACCCCCAACAAUUUUACAACAAAAUUUAAAUAAUCAAAAAGUUCCAGGUUCAUGUCCUUCUUCCUUAGCUGGUUCUUCCUCUUCUUCUUCUGAUGGACCUUCUCCUUCACCCAAAAAACAUUAAAUAUUCUCAUUCCUUUCUUUCAAUUUCCUCCAAAUUGUUUUUGUGCAAUGACUGUGUUUUACUGUAAAAAAGAAACAAAAAAGUGUUUAUACAUAUUUAGCAAAUAUUAGGGUGGGUAGAGCUUUGUCGGCCUAGCUCUAAUAGUUUUGUCGGCAAAGUGCUUGUUUUCUUUCUUUUAAGGGGUUCGACCCCCUUUUAAAAAAAUUCUUUAAUAUUUUUUACAGUAAUUCCUUACAGUCAUAGUUUUCAUUUUAAAACCUCUGAUUCUAUACACAUCAAACCUCUAAAUUGUAAACAAUGAAUAUAUUUAUAUAAUUUAAAUUUUCUCAAAUAAUCAAAUAAAUUUUGUAUAUUUUUUUGAAAAUUUUCUUUAAAUUUUCUUUUUUCACAAAAUUUCUUGUCAAAUAAAUUUUUUAAUUUUUAAAUAUAAAUAUUUUUUACUUCUUUAAAAAAUCGAAGUUUUGAUAGAUCUUCCGAAUUAUCAAUAACUCACACCCUCCCUUUAAUUUCAUUGGGGGUUUUUAGUCUCAAAAACACCUAAUACCCUUUUAACAAAUAAUUUAAAUGGAAAGGCACUCUCCCAUUCCGCUAAAAAAUUUUCAAACUUUUUAGGAUUUGAAAACUUAUAGUAGUUAAAAAUCAUAAAAUUGCUUCGACUUGGGUAUUGUUAAUGGGAUAUAUUAGACCCUCUUACAAAUUAGAGUGGUACGGCCCCUUUAAUCUUCUCUUUCUUUUUUUAAAUUCGGUCAUUUACCUACAAAAAUACAGUAGAUAUACUCUUCUCCAAUUAU
Meloidogyne enterolobii is the source of this 2519-nucleotide messenger RNA. Lineage: Eukaryota; Metazoa; Nematoda; Chromadorea; Rhabditida; Meloidogynidae. The record is from the annotation of a GenBank genome assembly.